AUGGGAUAUUCCAGGCAAGAGUACUGGAGUGGGUUGCCAUCUCCUUCUCCAGGGUAUCUUCCCGACCCAGGGAUCAAACCCAGGUCUCCUGCACUGCAGGCAGACGCUUUACCAUCUGAGCUACCAGGGGAGCCCCAACAGGGGCGGCACCGGGGAGGCCCUACACAAGUGCCUGCACUUCUCCCGUGCUCAUGUCUGUCCCCUGUCCGUCCGUCUCGGGGCUUCUGGGUUUCCCUCUGCAUGUCUCGUUAUCUCUCUGCCUGCCUCCUUGCCAUACCUGUCCUCUCAGAUCUCAGGUAUCACCAUUUCCACCUUUGUGCCUCCUUCCCUGACAAUAAAAUGUGUCCCACUCCCAGGGUGAUUAGCAAACCACUCUGUACCCAGCACGGGUGGAUGCUGAUCAAACUAAAUGCAUACAGGUGA
This is a messenger RNA of Rangifer tarandus platyrhynchus (Svalbard reindeer), 423 nucleotides long. The record is from the annotation of a GenBank genome assembly. NCBI's taxonomy places the organism in Eukaryota, Metazoa, Chordata, Mammalia, Artiodactyla, Cervidae.